Molecule: messenger RNA, 564 nt
Organism: Knipowitschia caucasica
Lineage: Eukaryota; Metazoa; Chordata; Actinopteri; Gobiiformes; Gobiidae
Source: the annotation of a GenBank genome assembly
AUGAGUUUGGACGAUAACAUGGCCCACCAACACCCGUGUGCCUGUUGUGCGCUCCUGGUAGACUGCAAAGUCAAAAACCAGGAGUUGCAGGCCUUCAUUGCUAAGCGAGAAUGGGGGAUGGAGCAGGACCUCACCCGGUAUCAGUACAGGGAUUCCUUUAAGCGAAACCGUCUCAAAGAGAUAGAAGAGCUAAAGGCUACAGCUGCGAGCCAGAAGGCCAAUCUGACCAGUCAGAUUGAAGAACUGAAGAAGGAUCUGAAAGAAAAGACCUGUCAGUUGAAUGAAGCGCAAAAACAGCUAAAGCUCGCUCAAGACGACGACGUCUGUGCCAAGCUGCGCAGAGAUCUGAGGAUGGCCGAGGUCAGAGAGAAGGACUCAACCCAAGCCAGAAUAUCUGAGCACCGAGGGUUUGAAGAGCAGCUUAGAAGAGCUCAAGAAGACCUGACAACUAAAGACAAAGAGAUCCUGGCUCUCCAUAAAGCCAAGAAUGAGUUCCUGUGUCGGUUGACAGAUGAAGGUGAGGGUCCCGUUCAUGCCAGGACCUGUGUGAGCAGAGGCGGCUGA